Pararge aegeria (speckled wood butterfly) is the source of this 1850-nucleotide messenger RNA. RefSeq names its product fibronectin type III domain-containing protein 5. The coding region runs from base 288 to 1364 and encodes 358 amino acids. Gene Ontology annotation, molecular function: protein binding. The record is from RefSeq and is a predicted model, not a curated record. The transcript has 9 exons. NCBI's taxonomy places the organism in Eukaryota, Metazoa, Arthropoda, Insecta, Lepidoptera, Nymphalidae.
UCGCGAGAGCCCGUGUCGCCGAGUUCCGGAGGGUACCGUGAAUUUUUAAUACCGAUGUUCGAACGCGAUUUCUCGACACGAUAAAACACUUAUUCAAUAAUUUCCCAUUAACUUGUCGUUCGAUGUUUUGUUGUUGAUAAGUGUAGGUUCUUUUAUGUUCAGUGAGUUUUCUAACGUGGUGUCUUUGAGUUCUUGAAGUGUAUACGAAAAGAGAUUUUCAGGCGGACGUAGUGAAAGUUAUUCUACUGGGAGAAGCGGCAUGGCAUGAGCGGCCGCGUGGGCGCGACAUGCGGCGAGCGCCGCUCGCGCAGCCCGCCGCCUUCGCUCUUGCGCUCUCAGUACUGCUGCGCUUCGUUGACGCCGGUUGGUAUAUAAGUUCAAUGGGUCCAGGCGUGCCCGAGAAUAUAACUGUGACAUUUCUGAACCCAACCACGGUGCGUGUCUCGUGGUCUACUACUGCAGACCUGGUUGAAAAAUAUGACGUCACGUACAAACCUUCAGAUGCGAGUUACAGAGUGGUGUUGGAGGUGGCUGGUAACUCGGAUGCAGUGAUCCUCAGCGGGCUAGAAGCCGAUACGCAGUAUCAAGUGACGGUCGCCGCUUUGUGGGGUGGCCACAAGUAUAGGAGCAGGCCUAUUGUCUUCCGCACGCUGGAGCCCCCACGGACAUCACCACAGCAGGAGGGGGGGUUGGGAACACCCCGCUCCACCGUUUCGCCGCCCGACCCUUCGCCCACAUUUCCAACGAUACGAGGUGUGGAGAUUGGAAUAGUCGUACUCGUACUGAUAGUCUGGAUCGGUGCCAUCGCUCUUUUCUUCAAUAGAUGGGGCAAAAUCCGGAUGUUGCUACCGUAUCAACCCGAUUACAAACAAGAGCAGCUGAAGGUGCCAGGAAGCAGCGCUUUAGCUGCAGCAACUGCAGGGGGAACUUGCGGAGCCCAUUCUGCGCCUUCUGCUUGUUCGCACAUGCGUUGGUCACACACGCAUACUCAGAGUCUGGAGUGUGAGGAGCAUCUGUUGGCGAGGUGUAAUCGGCCGCGGGUUAAUUCCGCAAUUUUUGUCUCGGCUGAACCCACUAGUUUCGCCGGCUUUGACCCAAGCGAAUUCCUCAGAAGGCACGGGUCUCAAUCACAACUGUGUCGUAAAGCCAGGUCAGCCGACAACAUACCACUUACAACGAUGAGCGACUCAUCAGAACGGCUGUGUACAGUCAAAGCACCUCGAGAGGAGACGAUAAAUGAAGAAGCAAAAUCUGAUGAUAGUGGUAGUGUGGAGACAGUCAAGCACUUUGGCCUACCGAUCCUUUCAGUGUCUGGGCCCUCUCCCCCAGAUGAGGACUACGAUCAAAUAGAUGAGUAUCUGUAGCAUUUCCAUACCGGUUUCCAGCUCAAGUACGUGCUGGAAAAGAUGAGGCCACCUUGGCCCAGUCCCGCACAAAGCCCAUAAAAAUUAGACUUUGUAGACAGAACUUUUGCACUGUACUCUAUGAACUAUUAUUAAACAUUAUUGUUUCGUGUGCAUUGUGUGGAAAAGAGUGUUUUGUGAUUGCAUCUAUACGCUACAACGAAUUAUGAAACUCUCGGCUAAUCUAUCGCUAUUCAAAGUGUGUCUUGAUGAGGGACCAUAGACAUUUUCGUCGCGUUAUGUUAAAUGUUUAACUGAUUUUUACAUAACACGUCAUAUUCUGUUCUCUAUUGAGUGUUUAGAUAAUAUUGAAAUUCGGAUAUCUAAUUCUAACUAUCACAGUUAUACAUUGUAAGGUAUUGCACAAUAUAUUCAAAAUGGAUUUAUCGACAUUUAACUGUGCCACUUUAAAUAUUACUAUUUAUAAAUUAAUCAACGUCUAUUAUA